Molecule: messenger RNA, 1199 nt
Organism: Aspergillus saccharolyticus JOP 1030-1
Lineage: Eukaryota; Fungi; Ascomycota; Eurotiomycetes; Eurotiales; Aspergillaceae
Product: FAD-dependent oxidoreductase
Exons: 4
Molecular function (GO): FAD binding
Source: RefSeq, a predicted model, not a curated record
CUCCAAUGACUGACCUACCAAUUCUCAUCGCUGGCGCAGGCAUCAGUGGCCUCCUUCUAGCCCAAUACCUCCAACAACACCAGAUCCCGUACCGGCUCUUCGAACAAGAUGCCGCGAUCGACGCACGGAGCGGUGGCUGGGGGCUGACCCUGCAUUGGGCCCUGCCCGCAUUGCGCGAAUUGCUCCCGGAGCCCCUCGUCGCGCAACUGCCGGAGACAUACGUCAAUAAAGCGGCGGCUGCGCGGGGCGACACGGGACGCUUCCCCUUCUUUGAUCUCCAGACGGGAUCGGUCCUGUACAGGGUGCCCGCGGCGGAGCGAAUCCGGGUCAGUCGCGUGCGAUUGCGGCAAUUGCUGGCCACGGGGCUGGAGAUUGCGUGGAGGAAGACCCUCACGGCCAUCGACUCCACGCACGACAGAGUCACCGCUCAUUUCCACGACGGGAGCUCAGCCACCGGUCGUCUGCUGAUCGGAUGCGAUGGAGCGCGUUCCCGGACCCGCGCGAUUCAGUACCCCGACAGCCACGAGAUGGCGCCCUUGCCGGUGCAGUUGUUGGGGGGCUCGGCCCUGUACUCUGCGGAGGAGCUGGCCGGGGCAGAGGCUAUCGAUCCGUUCAUGUUCCAAGGGUCGCAUCCCGAGACCAACAUCUAUUUCUACUUUAGCAUCCUCGAUACACCGAACAACUUCCCAGACAGCAGCGAGGACCGAUACCGCUGCCAGGUCAUCGUCUCCUGGGCCGACGCCCAGGGGAUUCCGGUGCCCAGCGACAACGCAGCCAGGCUCGCCCUGAUGAAGUCCCUGACGGCCAAUUGGGUGGAGCCCUUCAAAGGGCUGGUCCAUCGGCUGCCGGACAGCACCGACGUCCGAUCCAUUCGGAUCGCCGACUGGUUGUUCCGGCCAGAGCAGGCCCCCGCGCAUCCGAGGGUCGUGCUGAUGGGCGAUGCGGCGCAUACGAUGACCAUGUUCCGCGGCGAGGGGGCGAAUAAUGCCAUUGUCGAUGUGCUGGAUUUGACCAGGCGAGUGGAUUUGCGAUCUGAGAGGUCACUGAGCACUGAUGACCUUCGCCAGUCGCUCCAGCGCUAUGAGAACGAUGUGCUCGCUCGCGCGGGGCCGAGUGUGGUCAACUCCCGGCAGGCUUGUCUCGAUGCCCAUGAGUUUGCACGCAUCGUGGAUGGCAGUCCGUUAGUGUCGGCUCGCUUG